GAACCGGGAGUGACGGAAGCGACGGCGACGGCAAAAUGGCGGCGCCCGCCCUGCUGCGCGGGGGCUUGAAGCGGUUGUUCACCGGGAUCUUCGGAAAUGCAUGGCCCUCUCCGCCGGCCCGAGCCCUCCGGGAGGUCGUGGAGGUGACGGAAGGCAACACGACCACAAUUGAAGGGAGAAUUCUGGAGGAUGCUCCAGCACCAACUCCUCCAAACCCCUCUGGCCAGUGUCCCAUCUGUCGCUGGAACCUGAAGCAUAAGUACGAUUAUGUGGAUGUUUUGCUGCUGAGCCAGUUCAUUCGUUCUGAUGGGGGGAUGCUGCCACGAAGGAUCACAGGCCUCUGUUUGGAGGAGCACAAGAAGAUUGCUGUCUGUGUGCAGAUGGCUCACCGUGCAGGUUUGUUGCCAGACCACAGGCCUCCACUUCCUGAAGGGCAUAUUUCCAAGAAACCCAAGCUCAACAGGUAUCUGACUCGCUGGUCCAUCAAAUCUGCAAAGCCCAUCUGGAGGAGGGGCCCGAAGUGGUGCAAAAAGACCAUGCCAGUCGGACACCCUAUACUGCAGGAUAAUGUCAAAUAUACACACAAGCCUCUCUAUUUAAACCACUAGUGGCUUGAUUUGGCACAGUCAGUAAGCACAGCUUUUUUACACUGUUCUGCUUUUUUUCCAAGUUUGUCAGUAUCUAAAAUUUUCUUAUUCCAAAACCAUCAUCAGUACUGUCAGUACUGUCUCCUGUGAAUGAGCUGCUGUCUGCUGCUCUAGAACAUAAUAUUGAGCAAAGCAAAGUUCCAUGUGCAGAAUGAUUUGGAGAAAGCAUGGGGCAAAGAGUUUUACUUCAAAACCAGAAAUUAUCUGAAGGCUUUUUGCCUCAUUGUGGUCCUGGACUGGGUUUUGAAAAAGUUGUUUUCCUUCUUUUUCCAGCAAUGAAUGGUGCUUCCUUGUUAAGAUGUGUUCCAACUCAGAUUUUCCUCAUUUCAGCUUUUGUACCCAUGACACUGACAGAAGAAAAAGUCUCCUGCAAUACUAGGUUUCUGUGGCAGUGACAUAAAUUAUUAAUUAUUACUGUAAUUAAAUAUUUUUUCACAAUCUGUAUUAUCCAUGCUUUGCAGCAGAACAACUGUGGCAGUGGCAGACAGGCACAUGUGCACCUUACAUGUGCCCCGGGAUUCCUAGUUUGUGCUUCACUCCUGGAUCUAGCAAAUACAGAAUGCUGAUAUCUGUGA
Molecule: messenger RNA, 1222 nt
Organism: Calypte anna (Anna's hummingbird)
Lineage: Eukaryota; Metazoa; Chordata; Aves; Apodiformes; Trochilidae
Gene: MRPS18A
Product: mitochondrial ribosomal protein S18A
Exons: 6
Coding region: 36-608 (190 amino acids)
Biological process (GO): mitochondrial translation
Cellular component (GO): mitochondrial small ribosomal subunit; ribosome
Molecular function (GO): small ribosomal subunit rRNA binding; structural constituent of ribosome
Source: RefSeq, a predicted model, not a curated record